Messenger RNA from Gorilla gorilla gorilla (western lowland gorilla), 3330 nucleotides. RefSeq names its product endoglin (gene ENG). The transcript is spliced from 15 exons. Gene Ontology annotation, biological process: vasculogenesis. The record is from RefSeq and is a predicted model, not a curated record. Lineage: Eukaryota; Metazoa; Chordata; Mammalia; Primates; Hominidae. Bases 690 to 2666 code for a protein of 658 amino acids.
AUCUGCAAAAUGGGAUCAGUGAGCUCAGGUGGGUCGCAAAUUCUACAGGAACUACUUUAGCCAAGCCCAGCCCCCUGAAAGUUCCCCUCGGCGGGCUGUUAGGGUGAUUGUUUUCAUCUGUGGGGCUGCCUGAUGCGUCCCACCCGCCAGCCUUGGAGAGGGUGGGAUGGGAGGGUGGGGUGCUUGGGGAGACAAGCCUAGAGCCUGGGCCCUCCCACCCCACUGCCUCCCCCCAUCCCAGGGCCCCCCACCCAGUGACAAAGCCCGUGGCACUUCCUCUACCCGGUUGGCAGGCGGCCUGGCCCAGCCCCUUCUCUAAGGAAGCGCAUUUCCUGCCUCCCUGGGCCGGCCGGGCUGGAUGAGCCGGGAGCUCCCUGCUGCCGGUCAUACCACAGCCUUCAUCUGCGCCCUGGGGCCAGGACUGCUGCCGUCACUGCCAUCCAUUGGAGCCCAGCACCCCCUCCCCGCCCAUCCUUCGGACAGCAACUCCAGCCCAGCCCCGCGUCCCUGUGUCCACUUCUCCUGACCCCUCGGCCGCCACCCCAGAAGGCUGGAGCAGGGACGCCGUCGCUCCGGCCGCCUGCUCCCCUCGGGUCCCCGUGCGAGCCCACGCCGGCCCCGGUGCCCGCCCGCAGCCCUGCCACUGGACACUGGAUAAGGCCCAGCGCACAGGCCCCCACGUGGACAGCAUGGACCGCGGCACGCUCCCUCUGGCUGUUGCCCUGCUGCUGGCCGGCUGCAGCCUCAGCCCCACAAGUCUUGCAGAAACAGUCCAUUGUGACCUUCAGCCUGUGGGCCCCGAGAGGGGUGAGGUGACAUAUACCACUAGCCAGGUCUCGAAGGGCUGCGUGGCUCAGGCCCCCAAUGCCAUCCUUGAAGUCCAUGUCCUCUUCCUGGAGUUCCCAACGGGCCCAUCACAGCUGGAGCUGACUCUCCAGGCAUCCAAGCAAAAUGGCACCCGGCCCCGAGAGGUGCUUCUGGUCCUCAGUGUAAACAGCAGUGUCUUCCUGCAUCUCCAGGCCCUGGGAAUCCCACUGCACUUGGCCUACAAUUCCAGCCUGGUCACCUUCCAAGAGCCCCCGGGAGUCAACACCACAGAGCUGCCAUCCUUCCCCAAGACCCAGAUCCUCGAGUGGGCAGCUGAGAGGGGCCCCAUCACCUCUGCUGCUGAGCUGAAUGACCCCCAGAGCAUCCUCCUCCGACUGGGCCAAGCCCAGGGGUCACUGUCCUUCUGCAUGCUGGAAGCCAGCCAGGACAUGGGCCGCACGCUCGAGUGGCGGCCGCGUACUCCAGCCUUGGUCCGGGGCUGCCGCUUGGAAGGCGUGGCCGGCCACAAGGAGGCGCACAUCCUGAGGGUCCUGCCGGGCCACUCAGCCGGGCCCCGGACGGUGACGGUGAAGGUGGAACUGAGCUGCGCACCCGGGGAUCUCGAUGCCGUCCUCAUCCUGCAGGGUCCCCCCUACGUGUCCUGGCUCAUCGACGCCAACCACACCAUGCAGAUCUGGACCACUGGCGAAUACUCCUUCAAGAUCUUUCCAGAGAAAAACAUUCGUGGCUUCAAGCUCCCAGACACACCUCAAGGCCUCCUGGGGGAGGCCCGGAUGCUCAAUGCCAGCAUUGUGGCAUCCUUCGUGGAGCUACCGCUGGCCAGCAUUGUCUCACUUCAUGCCUCCAGCUGCGGUGGUAGGCUGCAGACCUCACCCGCACCGAUCCAGACCACUCCUCCCAAGGACACUUGCAGCCCGGAGCUGCUCAUGUCCCUGAUCCAGACAAAGUGUGCCGACGACGCCAUGACCCUGGUACUAAAGAAAGAGCUUGUUGCGCAUUUGAAGUGCACCAUCACGGGCCUGACCUUCUGGGACCCCAGCUGUGAGGCGGAGGACAGGGGUGACAAGUUUGUCUUGCGCAGUGCUUACUCCAGCUGUGGCAUGCAGGUGUCAGCAAGUAUGAUCAGCAAUGAGGCGGUGGUCAAUAUCCUGUCGAGCUCAUCACCACAGCGGAAAAAGGUGCACUGCCUCAACAUGGACAGCCUCUCUUUCCAGCUGGGCCUCUACCUCAGCCCACACUUCCUCCAGGCCUCCAACACCAUCGAGCCGGGGCAGCAGAGCUUUGUGCAGGUCAGAGUGUCCCCAUCCAUCUCCGAGUUCCUGCUCCAGUUAGACAGCUGCCACCUGGACUUGGGGCCUGAGGGAGGCACCGUGGAACUCAUCCAGGGCCGGGCGGCCAAGGGCAACUGUGUGAGCCUGCUGUCCCCAAGCCCCGAGGGUGACCCGCGCUUCAGCUUCCUCCUCCACUUCUACACAGUACCCAUACCCAAAACCGGCACCCUCAGCUGCACUGUAGCCCUGCGUCCCAAGACCGGGUCUCAAGACCAGGAAGUCCAUAGGACUGUCUUCAUGCGCUUGAACAUCAUCAGCCCUGACCUGUCUGGUUGCACAAGCAAAGGCCUCGUCCUGCCCGCCGUGCUGGGCAUCACCUUUGGUGCCUUCCUCAUCGGGGCCCUGCUCACUGCUGCACUCUGGUACAUCUACUCGCACACGCGUUCCCCCAGCAAGCGGGAGCCCGUGGUGGCGGUGGCUGCCCCGGCCUCCUCGGAGAGCAGCAGCACCAACCACAGCAUCGGGAGCACCCAGAGCACCCCCUGCUCCACCAGCAGCAUGGCAUAGCCCCGGCCCCCCGCGCUCGCCCAGCAGGAGAGACUGAGCAGCCGCCAGCUGGGAGCACUGGUGUGAACUCACCCUGGGAGCCAGUCCUCCACUGGACCCAGGAUGGAGCCUGCUCUCCGCGCCCACCCUUCCCGCCUCCCUCUCAAAGAGGCCUGCUGCCAGUGCAGCCACUGGCUUGGAACACCUUGGGGUCCCUCGACCCCACAGAACCUUCAACCCAGUGGGUCUGGGAUAUGGCUGCCCAGGAGACAGACCACUUGCCACGCUGUUGUAAAAACCCAAGUCCCUGUCAUUUGAACCUGGAUCCAGCACUGGUGAACUGAGCUGGGCAGGAAGGGAGAACUUGAAACAGAUCCAGGCCAGCCGAGCCAGGCCAACAGCACCUCCCCGCUGGGAAGAGAAGAGGGCCCAGCCCACAGCCACCUGGAUCUAUCCCUGCGGCCUCCACACCUGGACUUGCCUAACUGGCAGGGGAGACAGGAGCCUAGCGGAGCCCAGCCUGGGAGCCCAGAGGGUGGCAAGAACAGUGGGUGUUGGGAGCCUAGCUCCUGCCACAUGGAGGCCCCUCUGCCGGUUGGGCAGCCAGCAGAGGGGGAGUAGCCAAGCUGCUUGUCCUGGGCCUGCCCCUGUGUAUUCACCACCAAUAAAUCAGACCAUGAAACCA